Leishmania mexicana MHOM/GT/2001/U1103 is the source of this 4413-nucleotide messenger RNA. RefSeq lists its product as hypothetical. The coding region runs from base 1 to 4413 and encodes 1470 amino acids. The record is from RefSeq and is a predicted model, not a curated record. Lineage: Eukaryota; Euglenozoa; Kinetoplastea; Trypanosomatida; Trypanosomatidae. The transcript has a single exon.
AUGCAUGUUGCCCUUAUGCGACGUCUCGUCUGUGCGCCAUCGUACUACGGUCUGACCGCUUCACGGAGAGCGUCCCUGCACCCCUCUCAUUCCCUGUUCGCGUACGCUGACAAUGGAACUUGUCGGACACCGCAAGCAGUGCGGCAUUGCGCCAGCGCCUGCGAUUCGAGCACAGCAGACCACAGGGGCCACGAGGCAGCUCAUCUCUCGCAUACCAGUUGCCAACGGCGCAUCAGCAGCUUCGACAGACCACCGCUUUUGCGGCCUCCUCUGACGCCAUGCAGCAUUGGCGGGACGCCCUUCAUGUAUCUCCUCCAGCGCAUUAUCGUGGACAAGACAGAGAGGUUGUUUCACAUGAGGAGGGAGGCGCUUGAGUUCCUCUGCAAUGUCGCCGCCGGCGACUCAGCAACUCGCCGUCAUGACAACGCCACCGAGGAGGCGACGACUCGCGAACGGCGCAUGCGAGGAGCCUUGCUGCAGGUCGCACAACCUGCAUUGCAUUCCUCUCUGCAGCAGAAAGAAAACUCACUGUUCACGGUCUGCCUGCAACGCCCAGAAGGUCAUGUGUGCGUCCCCGCCGUGGUGGGUGAGACGUACGUGUUUCUCCGCUCUCAAGGUGUGGACGUGGCGGCGUGGUGGGAGCGCUAUUACACUACCUUUAUUCGACCAAGCAUGGUAGAACGUCCUGGCAGCGAGGGUAUGGUUGUCACGGCGGCGACCGAUGUCAGAGACGUGGAAAGAGUGGCAGCAUCCCCGGCGACAGACGAUUGCGGUCCCAACGCCGAAUGGAAUGGUGCAACUCGGCCGCCUCCACUUUACUGGAAGCUCGAUUGGGGCUUAAGGCCGGUUUUCUCUACUCACGUGACCACUUCGCACAGCGGAGACGUAUUCGCGGUGCCACUGCUGUCGUUUGAAGAACCUGCACCUUGGGGGGUAGCUCCCGCGAAGACGCAAACCGAUGGGUGGGUGCGAGGUAGCGAUGGCGUACCGGCCUCGACGGGUGCGGUAGCUGCUGCCCUUGCGAGCCCGCCAACCAGACAGUCUGUCUGGAUCCCUGUGUGGCUCAUUCGCCAUCUUCCCUUCUUCCCCAUUCCGUUUCCGUCGACCAACGCGGAAGGCGAGCCGCGACAAAGACGAAGUGCUGAGAUGCGGUACAAUGACGCAACAUUCGCCUCCGCAGGAUCGCCGCUGACGUCGCACGACCGCGACUCGUGCAUGGGAGAGGAGAAUGAGCGAGUGCCCCUGCAGCGCGAUGGCGAGCCAGAGACGACGGAAGCGGACUGUCUGCUGUCCAGGCAGGACGCCGUCUCGCGUACCAACGCUUUCGACGAUGUCCCUCUUGGGGUAAACAGGGCUGAUACCAGACCUUGCACUAGUUGGCGCACGCCACAGACUUUCAUAUCGACACCGCGGCUGCACACACGCGCACCACAGAAUCAGCUGGAUAAGGAGUGGGGGCAUCCGUUCUUCGACGAUCUACACAGUGUUAGCGACAUUGGCAAUCGGAGCCCCCGGCACGCUACAUUAACCUCGAGCGGUGAUCAUGAUACCGCAGCGCAUGACAUGAUCUAUGGACAGGCGUUGCGGCACUUGCAGCGGGUGCGAGAAUCCUCUACCUUUGCGCUCGAUCUCGAGUUUUCUAUUGGUUGCUUGCCAACCAACACCACCACCGGCGCGUUUUCCGCAGCACUAACAGCGGAGUGGCCGUCACCGUUAUCGUCGUGGAAGCUUCGGAGUACGCCUUGGAGGUGCCUCAGCAGUUUCUGGGCAACCAAGGCCGACCCUGCGAGCUCCCUCGCCGCGGACUACGUGUUUCCUCUUCAAGCGUAUCCACUGCUUCGGUACCGUUCACUUCUUCGAAGGCGUGUGGGACAUACCGCGAUAUCGACCUGCCGGCCGCAUCUGGGCUCCUCAGCAUGGAGUACCCUUAAUCGUCUGGAAAAAGACACCACCUCUUCGAGGUGGGUACGGUACCCUUUUCAGCCCUGCGGUGCAGCGCAACAGCACACCGACGUGGGCGCGCAGCUACGUGCGCACAGAUGGAUCGAUGGGGAAAGUCCCCUGAAUCGGAUGUCGCCAACAACCGUAGCCGGUGAUGAUCCCUAUCGUAGCGAAGUUUUUGUCGCAGCGCGGCGCGCCCCCGUCUUUCACGUUCUCCUAAGCAACGCUUGGGCCGAGCGAGUAGCGUUCUUUGGUGUGCAUUAUGUCAGUGUGGAUGCUACGGCAUUGUCGUGCCUCUUCGACUCGACCGUGUGUGUGCAGCAGGCGGUGCCGCUGGAGGUGACGGGAACCGUCUUCAAGGCUGGGCUGCGGUCUACUCGCUACAGGCAACAACACUCGUGCCUACGUGCUGGGCCGCAGCGCGUGUUCACGGUGAAAGACGGUGAAGGCGGUGCCUGUGCGUCGCCGCACAGGUUCGCCGAUCGAGGGACAGAACCGCGACUGCCGUUAUUUGCGGUCGCCAUGAAGAAGCUCGAGGCAGCUGAGGCGGCAGCCGCGGCGCCGGUGAACGCACAAGACAAUGCGGCUGCAACCCUUGGUGGAGGAGGUGAGCUUGGUUCCACCUUAGCUGCCGCCCCAUGGCUGGCGCGGCUGCGGGCGAUUCGGAAUGAGUGUGAGAGAGGCAAGUGCGAGCCGCAGGUGUCGCCGAUGGAGCGCGUCGUGAGAAUGCGCACGUCGCGUCAUUCUCUCUCCUUUCUUUUUCAGUCCCCGUACUGGGUCGAGGUGGCGGAACUGUACAGGCGGUGGGGCGUCCGUGUUGCACCUGGGACGGUGCCGCUCCUCAUCUGUGGGAAACCGUAUGUGAACGCAGAACAAACAACAGAUGCGUCACGCUUUUCGCCAAGUACAUGCGUGCCUCACCUCAUGCAAGAGGUGCUGUGCGGCAAGGGACUGGGGACCUGCACGUGGGCCGGGUCACAGAGUCUCCUUAGCCUGAUCGUACCCGGUGCUGCUCCUCGUCGUCGCCCUGGAGGUGUGUGUGCGUGGACGUACCGCACCCUGUGCGAGCGCGCGGCAGCUGUGCAGCGAGUGUCGAACCUGUGGAUUACCGAAUCAGUCGUCGAAAGAUUCAAGUGGACACUUCGAACUGUGCCUGCACCGCCACGGCCUGACAUGAGUGACGGCAGUGGCUUGGGUGGCCCUGAGGGCGGCCGCGAUGAGGUCAUCCGCGCCGUCCUGCCUCUGCACGAUAUUGAAUCGUCGCAAUUCCGGGGAACUCUUCUUGAUGAACUGCACGGCGAGGUCUUGCAUCGACAUUUUCAUCAGCGCAGCUACUCGCCUCAGCACGCGGGCAGCUGGGGAAACACCGCCACGCCACCGAAACCGCGCAGCACUUCACAGAAUACACCAACUCAGGUAGCCUUCUUCACACCUUCACAGCCAUGGCCACCGCCUUGCGAGCCGCCAGUCGUCGAAGGCGUGUUCUCUCCGAGCCUGUCCCGACACACAGCGCAGCCGCACGUCUCUGUCGUACACUCGAGCUGCGUGGUGGAACAAGCGGAGCUGGCGUUUGUGGCGGCAUUUUCUCCAGUCGUGCUUCUCCUGCGAGUGCCUGAUUUGACGAGUCGGGACUGGGGCUUUCACACAUGGAAGGCGGCCAACCUGAGGGCUGCCACGGGCUCGCGAUCCGUAGAGGCACACGUGACGGGCUCGGUAAGCCACGGAGAUGGGGUGGGGAGCACUACAGACGCGCGCGCCGAAAGGCCGCUCUCCUCGUACAACGAUUUUGAAGGGAAGGACUGUGACAAGGACGACCAGGCGUUUCAUGAAUGUUUGGCUGAUGACGGUACGGCAGCAGGGGGGAGCGAGUCGGUGCUCGAAAAGCGAGCCCGGCUCAUGUACAUGAAGGCAAUACGUCGGAAGCGAUUGCUGUGCCUGGCUCCCUGGAGGGAUACCAGCCUCAGUUUUCAGUCGCGACUGGACCUCUCGCGCCUGGCACUUCGCAAGGGGUACAGCGCUGAAAACGCUCAUCGGUGGGUGUCUCUUGACUUUUUGAGAGACGAACCUCGCGUGCGGACCGCGCGCACGGACACAGUAGCUCCUAAGCUGGAUACCCAAGUUGCUGGCGAGUUCCAGAUCCCCUGCCCAAAUUUUGCUUCUGAUCCCGCCGCUGCGGAGUCAUCCGGAGGGCGGCAAGCGGGAACAUCAUCAAGGUCGCGCGCUAUCACAGCGAUCAAGGUCGACGUGCUCUUCUAUUCCCAAGAUGAGCCUGAUGGGAGCAGCCGCCUCCGUGCUGACGGCGGCGACAUCGAAUACGACCACGGAGCGUGUAGCCAUGGCAACAACGCCACAGAUGAUUACAGUGCUGCAACACGGGUGAUGACGAUUGCGCUGAUAAACUAUGAGGAGCUGGAGUGGCCCGAUUCGGUGGUCUCUUCUUCCGAGCAGCAGUGGGCGUGGAAGAACUUUUGA